Thamnophis elegans (Western terrestrial garter snake) is the source of this 880-nucleotide messenger RNA. Its product is annotated as C-type lectin BfL-2-like. The record is from RefSeq and is a predicted model, not a curated record. Bases 317 to 793 code for a protein of 158 amino acids. Gene Ontology annotation, molecular function: signaling receptor activity. The transcript has 6 exons. NCBI's taxonomy places the organism in Eukaryota, Metazoa, Chordata, Lepidosauria, Squamata, Natricidae.
UUGCCAGCCAGAGUUUAAUGUGAUAUGGGAAGAUGUUCCAGUGGUUUGAACAAAUGAACCUGAUGCUUACAUAGGGAUUCAAGGGGGUACUUAGCCUUUCCCUGGAAAGAAUGGAAAAAAAGCUUAAUUCUGCUUGUUAGACCAACACACCUUUCUCAAGAAGAGUAUUUCCUCCUUCCCUCCACCCCACCCAAUAGAUCCACCCCCGGCCUUGCCUUUAAAUGCCUCCAUUCCCUUUGCUGGAGGGAAGCCUGGAGUUGCCACUGAGCAGACUUUCUACCUGUGGAGGCGAAGGGACAGGGAAGGAAGGAAGACUAUGGGGCGAUUCAUCUUUUUGACAUUCAGCUUGCUGGUCGUGGCCCUCUGCCUAAGAGGAGCCAAAGGAUAUCAAUGUCCUCUAGAUUGGCUCCCCGGGAAUGAGCUUUGCUAUAAGGUCUUCGGUGAACGGAAGACUUGGACCGAUGCAGAGAUGUUCUGCAGGAAAUUGAAGCCAGGCUGCCACCUCGCCUCCAUCCACAGCAAGGCAGAGUCAGCUGACUUGGCCGAGUACAUCACUCACUAUAUCACACGCUCAGGCCAGGUCUGGAUUGGACUGAAUGAUCCAAAGAAGAGACGCAUCUGGGAGUGGUCAGACAGAUCCUCCGUUGACUAUUUCUCCUGGGAUUCAGGAGACCCUGACAACAAAUGGAACAAUGAGUUGUGUGUCCACAUGUGGUCCCCAGCAGGAUACCUCAAAUGGAGAGAUCAGACCUGCAAUGCCCUGCAUCCCUUCAUCUGCCAGUGCAAAUACUAGUGCCAAUCACUCCUUUUCUUGCUCCAGAGUGAGCGAAGCACCUGAAGAACUCUGGAGAAGCAAUGCAGCUCUGCCAAAAAUCUCCAC